GUUUGGUGUUUUUCUUCUUCAUUGUAGAGAUAUGAAAGAGUCAAUUUUCUUUGUCAUUCUGGUGAUGAUCUUGCCUGUGAAAGGCCAACUGAAAACCGGGUUUUACUCGUCUUCAUGUCCGAAAGUGGAGGACAUUGUCCGGUCCACGGUUGAGUCAUACUACAACAAAGAUCCUACUAUUGCAGCUGGCUUGCUUAGGCUUCACUUCCAUGACUGCUUUGUGCAGGGUUGUGAUGCUUCGAUUUUGAUUAAGGGCACCUCCGCGGAGAGAAAUGCAUUGCCGAAUCUGGGGUUGAAAGGAUUUGAAGUUAUUGAUGAUGCAAAGGCACAACUAGAGGCCUCGUGCCCUGGAAUUGUUUCAUGUGCUGAUAUAGUUGCAUUGGCUGCUCGUGAUUCUGUUGACUUGAGUGACGGUCCAAGCUGGAGAGUACCUACCGGAAGAAGAGACGGCAGGAUCUCUUCUUCUUCUCAGGCAUCGAAUUUGCCAUCUCCUCUAGAUUCCAUUGCCAUCCAAAGGCAGAAAUUUGCUGCUAAAGGACUUGACGAUCACGAUCUUGUAACUUUAGUUGGGGCACAUACCAUUGGCCAAACGGACUGCUUAUUUUUCAGGUACCGCCUGUACAACUUCACAGCUACCGGAAAUUCUGACCCAACCAUUAGCCAAGCAUCUCUAGCACAACUCCAAGCUCUCUGCCCCAAAGAUGGCGAUGGCUCCAAACGUGUGGCAUUGGAUAAAGGUAGCCAGACCAAGUUUGAUGCAAAUUUCUUCAAGAAUGUGAGGGAUGGCAAUGCAGUUCUCGAGUCAGAUCAGAGGCUCUUGGGUGAUGCCACGACGCGCAACAUACUGCAAAACUAUGCCGGAAGCAUAAGGGGAUUGCUAGGGUUUAGAUUUGACCUUGAGUUCCCAAAAGCCAUGAUCAAAAUGAGCAGCAUUGAUGUGAAAAUUGGUGCUGAUGGAGAGAUUAGGAAAGUGUGCUCCAAGUUCAACUAAACACUACAAAGGGGUGAUUUUAUUAAUGGAAAAUAAAUGUGUAGAGGUGAAUCAUACCUUCAACUGUAUCCAAGCCUUGUCUACAUGUAUAUCACUUUGGAUGAACACUAUAUAGACUCACUUUGGAAGUUUGGAU
This is a messenger RNA of Fragaria vesca subsp. vesca, 1127 nucleotides long. RefSeq names its product peroxidase 25-like. The record is from RefSeq and is a predicted model, not a curated record. Bases 32 to 991 code for a protein of 319 amino acids. Gene Ontology annotation, cellular component: plant-type cell wall; plasmodesma. The transcript has 4 exons. Gene Ontology annotation, biological process: response to oxidative stress; hydrogen peroxide catabolic process. Gene Ontology annotation, molecular function: heme binding; peroxidase activity. NCBI's taxonomy places the organism in Eukaryota, Viridiplantae, Streptophyta, Magnoliopsida, Rosales, Rosaceae.